CUGUUCAGACUUUGAAGAGUUUUUCCUGAGAUGGAUUCCAAAAGAUGUUCAUCAACCAUUCUCCUUCUCUCUAUCAACCUUCUCUUCUUCACCCUUGUAAGUGGGUGCAACACUUGUGUUCAGCCUAGACCGAACCCAAACCCUAGACCAACUCCUCCUCCUCCCACGAAACAAUGCCCUAGAGAUGCUCUUAAGCUAGGGGUUUGUGCCAAGUUGCUGAAUGGAACAAUCGGUGGAGUGGUCGGAAACCCUCCAGACACUCCCUGCUGCUCGGUGCUAUCAGGGCUUGUCGAUCUCGAAGCGGCUGUGUGCCUUUGCACAGCCAUUAAAGCUAACGUUCUUGGCAUUAACAUUAACAUUCCCAUUUCGUUGAGCUUGCUCAUCAACACUUGUGGGAAGCAGCUACCAUCUGACUUCAUUUGUGCUUAAGCAUUUUCUACUUAAUUUGCAGUAACUCUGCUGCAAUGUUGUGUUUUUUGGCUUUGGUUUUUCUUUUUGGUCCCUGUAACUUUCUCUUUUUCCUAAUUCUAGGAUUGUUCAAAUAACUUUUACUCUGAGAUUAUAUUUCUCUUUGUAAUUCAAGGUGACUCUUUGAAACUGUCAUACAUGCAGAGAUA
Molecule: messenger RNA, 617 nt
Organism: Theobroma umbraticum
Lineage: Eukaryota; Viridiplantae; Streptophyta; Magnoliopsida; Malvales; Malvaceae
Product: Bifunctional inhibitor/lipid-transfer protein/seed storage 2S albumin superfamily protein
Source: RefSeq, a predicted model, not a curated record